AUGUUUCACCAUGUGCGAGUUAGAAUCUCUCAGCUGUUAUUGCCACUUUCGGAAACAGUACGAGUUCGUAAUUUUUCAAAGCUGCAAGUGUCUGUUAUUUCAAACGGUGGAUUUAGCACUCCAAAAUCGAUCCUGGUGAAAGUGGUUCAUGCUGAAAAACAAGAAAAACAAUGCAUCGAUGGACGUUAUUACACACCUAAGAAUUACAAGAGUUACCUGUUUAACUGCGGGGAAGGUACAAAACGAAUUUAUUCCAUAAGCAAACACAAGAAGAAUGCCAUUGAAGAUAUUUUUAUUACGGUCACAAAUUGGGAGAAUUUAGGCGGAUUGAAAGGUUUAUUUACUGAACGAGUCAAGUAUUUUGAAGGUGAAUUCUUCCGUAAAGAGCUUAAGUUAUAUGGUCCAGAGUUAAUGUUGGACCGCUUCUAUGUUGGUAAAGCUCCAGUUUACAGUUUGGUAAAUGCAACAAUGGAUUCAUUCCAUGAAGAUGAACAUGUACAGAUAAAGUUCAUACCAUUUUUUCCUGAACUGUCUGAUGAAGAUUUUAAAGGAUAUCCACCCAGCGUUAUCGAUGAAACAAAAAACUGGAAAAUUGAAGGAGUACAACCAAAGAUGAAGCGAAGAAUGUCCUCCAUAGUGUACAUACUAAAGUUGAGAGGUGAAAAUAACACUCAGCCAGCUAUCAUGAUACUUGAUUGCCCAGAUAAGAGGUACUUAAGCAGCCUGUUGGAGUCAGAAGAUUUGAAGAAAUACCAAAGUGCACAGGGAACAUACGUAUUCCACUUAUCUCCUACCAGUGUAGUAGAAGAUCCUAGAUACAAAACAUUCAUUGACAGAUUUCAUAGUUCAAACGAACAUAUUCAUGUGAAAGAAACGCAAGAACAGCCAUUUCACUAUCCAAUCAGCACUAUCCAGACUGCUCUUAAUGAAUUGGACAAUCAUGUUUUCCCUCUGCUGCCUUCCUCGGCAAACCGGAAUGAACACAAAUAUACUGUAUUACGAAGUAAGAUGAAUAAAGACAAAGUACUGUCAAUGACAAGUGGAAAAACUCUAGAGUUUGCCAACAACUCUGUCAAAAUGAUCAACAAUUUCAGGGAUGUAGCUGUUUCUUAUAAGAAUGGCAUCCAGAAAUUACAGAAUGCUGAUGAGAAAUAUCUUGGUUCAGUCAAAGAAUUUGUAAAAAAACAAAAGCGAGAUAAAGUGGUAUACCCAGUUAUAACAUUCCUAGGGACUGGAGCUACAACAUCCACCCUGUUGAGGAAUGUGACAGGAAUAUACUUGGAGAUAGACCCAGACGCUGCCAUUCUGUUGGACUGUGGAGAAGGCACUUUCAUGCAGAUGUACCACCACUUUGGUAGUGAGACGAGCAAAAUGCUAAGAAAACUCAAGUGCAUCUUCAUUUCUCAUCUACAUGCCGACCACAUUGUGGGUUUAGCUAGUAUUCUUAAGCAGAGACACUUGGCAUUUAAGGAGAUUGGAGUUCCAGUGGAGCCUGUUGACAUCAUUGGAGAGGAUGACAUGACCAGUUUAAUCUAUACCAUAGAAUACUUUGUACCUAAUAUUUUGCAGGAGACAGUUUUACAUGUAUCAAGGAACUUCAGAUCAAAAAGGUACAUGUCAGAAAUUCAUACAAAACUGAACUUGCAAGAGUUGACAACUGUUAAAGCUCUACACAACUUUGGUCGUGCACAUUCUGUUUCCAUCAAACAUGACAGUGGUUGGCACCUAGUGUUUUCAGGAGACACCAUGCCAUCCGACAGUCUCAUUAGGCUUGGUUUUAGAUGUGACAUACUAAUACAUGAAGCCACCUUUUCUACACAAGCUGCAGCUGGAGCCAAGAAAAGUCAUCACAGUACUGUAGAAGAAGCAGUGACAACGAGUAAACGUAUGAAAGCCAAGAAAACCAUCUUAACUCACUUCAGUCCACAAACUCUACUGGAUGAGAAGAAGUUGAUCUUAUCACAGACUGAUUUAACGAUUGCAAUGGACCAUAUGAGGCUUCAAAGGAGUGAUCUGGAAUACACACCUCUUUUCAAUCCGUUUCUCCUGGAGUUAUCAAAUUAUACGUUCUACAGAUGGCGUUAGAUGACCUGAUGAUAAGUGAGAUCUCAAUGUAUACUAUAGCACAGGUGUCAAUGAACAUUAAAAAUACACUAGUGUCCAUGAAUGGUGUAUCAAUACAGAGAUGUUUGUGAAU
This is a messenger RNA of Ylistrum balloti, 2197 nucleotides long. RefSeq names its product zinc phosphodiesterase ELAC protein 2-like. Lineage: Eukaryota; Metazoa; Mollusca; Bivalvia; Pectinida; Pectinidae. The transcript is spliced from 19 exons. Gene Ontology annotation, molecular function: 3'-tRNA processing endoribonuclease activity. The record is from RefSeq and is a predicted model, not a curated record. The coding region runs from base 1 to 2085 and encodes 694 amino acids. Gene Ontology annotation, cellular component: mitochondrion. Gene Ontology annotation, biological process: mitochondrial tRNA 3'-end processing.